Messenger RNA from Cucurbita maxima (winter squash), 1274 nucleotides. RefSeq lists its product as uncharacterized. The transcript has 4 exons. The record is from RefSeq and is a predicted model, not a curated record. NCBI's taxonomy places the organism in Eukaryota, Viridiplantae, Streptophyta, Magnoliopsida, Cucurbitales, Cucurbitaceae. Gene Ontology annotation, molecular function: protein binding. The coding region runs from base 82 to 816 and encodes 244 amino acids.
UCCACGUUAAUCGCCGAGCGUUCAUCACUCUUCAAAACCCUUCUCCUUUAAUCCUUUCUUUGUCUCUCCAGCUUUGAAUUCAUGGCGCAUUGCGGCUUACUCGGAGCCGAAAUACGGUGGAAAACAAGGAAGAAAAUGCGAGAGAAUGUCUCCGAUGAACGAGGCCAACAAAAUGGAACCCUAAGUGUUCUUCUCCAAGACCCUUUCGAGGUUUUGGGUUCUGAUCUAUUAUUGGCAAUUCUGGGCUACGUUGAUUCACGCAGCGUGGCACUUUCUCUUCUUGUCUCUCGAUCCUGGUAUAGAAUUGCUUCCAGCGAUUCCCUAUGGAGUUCUAAGUGUGUGGAACUGUGGCUUGGGAAAGCACAUAUCCCUAGAUUGGCGCAAACCCGAGGUCUUCCAAAGAUGGCUGCCUAUUCGUUAUCUGUCAUGGAUGGCAAUCGGACUCGCAUUAUGAGGGAGGAUUUAUGUGACCACGCUUGGAAAUUUCACUUCAAUAAGGAAGCUCCUGUAUACUGGCGGGAUCUUGAUCCGUAUUGGCAAGGCAGCCACCAUCUCAUGCGUCGUUACUUCCAUCUCGAUGGGAGCCAAACUGCAGAUCCUGAUGACAGAGUAUGGGGUGGCCAUGAAUGCUGCUUUUCCACUGUAACCACCAUUGUUAGUGAUGGGAAGAUCAGAGAACACUAUGUGAGGAUUAACAAAUGGCCAAGGAUGUUGGUGUCGAGGAAUGAAGAUUGGAGCUGGGAGAUGUCGAAUCACUUCACCUCGUACUCAAGCAUACCUGAUGCUGAGAAGGACGGUGGGACAGGGCCACUUUAAAGUAACAUAAUCAAAUUAGUUCCCUCCUUGAAUCUUGUCUUCUGGCAAGACAUUAGCCAAAAGGGUCACAAACGGCUGGUGACGAAUGAUUGUUUGCUCUUUCUUGUAGAGGCUGCUGUUUUGCUGUGUACAGAAGUUUGCUGAGUCAUAGGAUUUGGUACUGGUUUUAGGUCGCAUGUUCUUUUGAUCCUUAGCAUAAUAAUGGAAGGUAGAUUUUGUGUUUGUAGAUAAUGCUUGCUUGUAAGUAGUAGGGUUUGUAAUUAAUAAGUUUUCAUGUUUGAGGAGUGAUUUUGCUUUUGGACCGUUUUUUUUACUCAGUACAGCAAAUGUGAGGUAUAAUGAUUUGAACUUCCGACCUUAAAAAGGAGGGAGGACAUGCUACUACGUUAUAUAUUUGAUUCAUAGGGUAUAGCUCUAACACAUUCUUUUUCACAAUUGUAUAAGACUAAUAUUGAACA